AUGUCACAGUCACAAUCUUAUAGAUCUACUCGUUCGUCAGGUACUCAAUCUCUUUCUUUUGAAGAUGUUGUUAUGACUGGUUUAGCCAAGGAUGGGGGAUUAUUCAUUCCAUCGGUUAUUCCAAAAUUACCAUCAAACUUUGUCGACGAGUGGAAAGACUUGAGCUUCCAAGAGUUAGCUUUCAAUAUCAUGAGAUUAUAUGUUGCUGAAGCAGAAAUUCCAAAUGAAGAUUUGAAAAGCUUAAUUCACGCUUCGUAUUCCACGUUCAGAUCGGAUGAUGUUACUCCAAUUAAGCCUAUUGAUGAGAAGAACGGUUUGUACUUGUUGGAAUUGUUUCACGGGCCAACGUAUGCUUUUAAAGAUGUUGCCUUACAAUUUGUGGGUAACUUAUUCGAAUACUUCUUGAAGAGACGUAAUGCGAAUGCUAAGAGCGUAGAAGAUAGAGAAACUAUUACUGUUGUGGGAGCAACUUCUGGUGAUACUGGUUCGGCUGCAAUCUACGGUUUAAGGGGUAAAAAAGAUGUUUCUGUUUUCAUCUUAUAUCCAACCGGUCGUAUUUCUCCAAUUCAAGAAGAACAAAUGACCACAGUGGAAGAUGCUAACGUACACACGUUAUCAGUUAAGGGAACAUUCGAUGACUGUCAAGAUAUUGUGAAGCAAAUUUUCGGAGACAAGGAAUUCAACGACAAGUACCAUGUUGGUGCUGUGAAUUCGAUUAACUGGGCUCGUAUUUUGGCUCAAAUGACUUACUAUUUCUAUUCAUACUUUCAGUUAGUCAAACACUUAGGUGAUGACUCUUCCAAGAUAAGAUUCGUCGUUCCAUCCGGUAACUUUGGUGAUAUUUUGGCUGGUUACUACGCAAAGGAAAUGGGCUUGCCUGCUGACAAAUUAAUCAUUGCUACUAAUGAAAAUGAUAUCUUGGACAGAUUCAUGAAGUCUGGUCGUUAUGAGAAAUCUGGAGAUCAAUCCAAGCCAGCUGAAGUUAAGGCUACUUACUCUCCAGCUAUGGAUAUUUUAAUCUCUUCAAAUUUUGAAAGAUUGUUAUGGUAUUUGAUUAGAGAUAAUUUGACCAGCAAUGAUGACAAUAAAGCAGGUGAAAUAUUAAAUGACUGGAUGCAACAAUUGAAGUCAACUGGUUCUGUCGUCGCCCCUGAAUCUGUUGUUAAAGCUGCUAGAGUUAAUUUCAGUUCAGAAAGAGUUAAUGAUGAAGAGACUGCGUCUACUAUCAAGCAAAUUUAUCAUAGCCAUCCUGAAAAGUAUGUCUUGGACCCACAUACAUCUGUUGGUGUCACUACUUCCUAUAGAUUUAUCGAAAGGGAUUCUGCUGAUGGUGCAUCCAACAUAAAGUAUAUUUCGUUAUCCACUGCUCACCCAGCAAAAUUUGCUGAAGUCGUCAACGCAUCUUUAACAGGUGUAGAUGGCUAUUCGUUCGAAAAGGACGUUUUGCCUGAUGAAUUGAAAGCUUUGUCCUCUAAGGAAAAGAGAUUGAAAUUAAUUGAUGAAGCCUCAUUAGAAAAAAUUAAAGCUACAAUCAUCGAGGAAUUAGCUAAGGAACCAAAAUAA
Debaryomyces fabryi is the source of this 1563-nucleotide messenger RNA. RefSeq names its product threonine synthase (gene THR4). The record is from RefSeq and is a predicted model, not a curated record. Bases 1 to 1563 code for a protein of 520 amino acids. Gene Ontology annotation, biological process: L-threonine biosynthetic process. Lineage: Eukaryota; Fungi; Ascomycota; Pichiomycetes; Serinales; Debaryomycetaceae. The transcript has a single exon. Gene Ontology annotation, molecular function: pyridoxal phosphate binding; threonine synthase activity.